AUGGCAGAGAAUCAAACAAAAUUUGAUUGGAAAUAUAAUGUGCCUUACGCGUUACAUAUGAAUGGAGUAGUAGAAUCGCUUAUCAACUCGGUUCGCAAAGCACUCGAUGCAUCAGUGGUGAAUUACAGCAGGGCUCUCAUGACCUACGAAGAAUGGACAACUAUUCUCAACGAAAUUACUUAUAUCAUCAAUAGUCGACCACUUUUCUCAGAUGGAAACCCUUUGGAAUAUAAUUCUAUUACUGGCAAUACUCUUUUACAUCCAUAUGCAAAGCGGGUAGUCCCGCAAACUACACAAGAAGAGAGAUUCAAUCCACGAGACAUGCUAAAAGUGGCGAAAAACAGAGUUGAGGUGUUCUGGAAAACAUGGAUGAAACACAUACCGCCUCAGCUAUUACUUGCUAACAAAUGGUUUCGUACAAGACGCAAUCUUCAAGUUGGAGAUUACGUAUUAAUUCUUCAACCUGGAUUUAAAGGCGGAAGUGCACCCAGAGGUUUAUGGAAAAAAGCACUGGUUCACAACAUUAUGCCCAGUUCAGAUGGCUUAGUGAGAAGUGUUACAAUCAAGGACAGCGAUAGGAAUUUAUACAAUCGACCAAUACAUAGACUUUGUCUAAUUGCGACCAAAGAAGAGCUACAAUGUGGGUUGAAAGACAUCUAA
Styela clava is the source of this 660-nucleotide messenger RNA. RefSeq lists its product as uncharacterized. NCBI's taxonomy places the organism in Eukaryota, Metazoa, Chordata, Ascidiacea, Stolidobranchia, Styelidae. The record is from RefSeq and is a predicted model, not a curated record.